AUGGAUUCGAAACGGAACUGGAUUCUGGUCGAAGCAUCUACCUCCGGCUCCGCAACGCCCAUUCAUAUUCGCGGAAGUCACCGAAGGAGCGGACCAUUGAUGGAGCAGUUCAGAGAUGAGGCACGCCUACACACAAUAAAUCGUCUCAAUGAUAGGAUCCAUCAACGUAUCAUGGACAAUUAUCGUAAUGGAGCAACAGAGUCUGUCGGAGAAGGAGCAAACGUGGUAGAUGAAAGUUUUCGAUUUAUCGAUGACGAACAAAGCAGACUAGCUAGUUGUCAAGUUAUCGAGGCCGAACCUUUUUCGAAUACCUCCGAUCGUCUUGACUCACUUAUUUCGCAUCGAAAUUCUCAGGGAGAAGUGGAAGCUGUAUACGAGAGACGAGUGCCAUCCACUUCAAGCCGAGACGACAUUUUGCAACUGCAACCAAUACUUCGACGUCCACGAUCAUUUGAAGAACCUAUUUAUGUGAAACCGGCUAUCCGAUCAACAAGAAACCCCGAGAGUACAUCUCAAGCCAAACCACGUAUGGGUCUUCGGCGGAAUGGCCGGGAUUUUCGUUAUCGACGUACUGAUUCCAUGAACGAAAAUGUAAGAUAUGGAAGGAAUGAAAUCGCUAAUCCACACAGAAGAGCGGAUUCUCUGGAUUCUGGAAGUUUAAGGAUACAAAGGCAACGUCCUCCACCACCACGAUGGCCUAUUUAUCCGGAUAAGUACUCGUACUACGGAAGAUUCCAAGCAAUUGGAGAUUCUUCUCGGGAUGAAUGGGGAGAAGAGCAUCGUCCGACUUUCCUUCGUCGAACGCCACAAUUCUAUGAUAAAUGCGAUUUAUGCGCAUUCAACAUUAUGCGUACUGGUGAUUUUUGUCCGGCAUGUGGUCGACCAGGAGCAUACACAAGACCAGAUAAUCAAACUGUUGAUGUUGCUUCCUAUGUACCAGAGCAAGUACUGAAUGUCAGGAAUCUCAGUGGAUAUCUCCGGAAUGAUUAUUUGUAUAAGCAGCAAACACCAAAAAUAUACUCAACAGAAUUCCGGAAGUUCUACCCAACAACACAUCGGAGUCCACAACGACGUCAAACAAAAAGUCCUGUGUAUAGAUACGGAUCAACAAUUCCUGAAGCGAUGUACGACUACAGUGUAUGGGCAAAACGUCAGGAUCGACAAGCGCUUACAAUGCAUGCUGCUAUCCUUGCACUUGUACUAUUUUCUACAGCAUUUGUUGUAUCAGCUGGUGUUAUACUCUUAGUAACAGUAACAUAA
Molecule: messenger RNA, 1260 nt
Organism: Necator americanus (New World hookworm)
Lineage: Eukaryota; Metazoa; Nematoda; Chromadorea; Rhabditida; Ancylostomatidae
Exons: 10
Coding region: 1-1260 (419 amino acids)
Source: RefSeq, a predicted model, not a curated record